Suillus subalutaceus is the source of this 2805-nucleotide messenger RNA. RefSeq lists its product as uncharacterized. The record is from RefSeq and is a predicted model, not a curated record. The transcript has 16 exons. The coding region runs from base 1 to 2805 and encodes 934 amino acids. NCBI's taxonomy places the organism in Eukaryota, Fungi, Basidiomycota, Agaricomycetes, Boletales, Suillaceae.
AUGCCUCUUACUACCCGCUCUGGACGCCGGUCAAAAGCCCCACUUCGAGCCGACCAGGUGUCCACGUCAAAGGAUGGCAACGAAGCACGUUCCCGCCCUGGUUCAAAGUCGGCCAAUGUACCUUGCGCUCAGCCUAAGCCUCGUCCCCUUCCAAGGUCCGAAUGUUCCGACCCUUUAACAUCAUCUGCUGAGGAAGACAUUUUCUUUUCCAAUUUCGCCAGGCACUCGUUCGUCAGCAACAAGUCCAACAAGUCCAAUAAUGCAAGUGAGGAACCCGAGGCCCAGUUACCUGAUGAUGACACGGAUAACAAUACACAGCAAGUUGAAGCUUCUCUCAGGGAUGACAGUGCUGUUCUCCGCACUGAGAGUGACACGGGUACAGGUAUCAGUCCUGCAGCGACGAACAAAAGGGAGACAGCACCCACUCAGUCCGACGGUGAGCACGGCAGCAACGUAGCAACGAACAACACCGCAGCUCCAUCCAACGCUGACAGUCCAGCCAACACUGAUGGCGUGAUCCAAACGAACGAAAGGGAAAAUCCCACAGCCCAUUGCCCGCGCAGAUCUGGUGCUCAGAAGUCAUACUUACCUUCUGAUGAGGGGAAAUUUGUAGAGAGCUCUGGUUCUGAUAGCGACUGGGCUGCAACAGAAGAGCAACGAAAGAAAGCCAAGCGCAAUGCGGAUCCCAUGAGGUUCCCCAGCCCAUCUACAGUGGGACAUCAGAAGGGCAAAGCAGUGGCAGAGGCAGAGGUAGACGACAAUGAUGAUGAUUCCGAGGGUUGUGACAAAGAAGACAAGCUUGAAGACGGGGACGAGACGACGCACAAAGCGGGCAGACUAUCUAAGGAAGCUAUUUUGGCAGUGCAUGAUUUUGGUAAGAGGGUCCAGGAGGAAGCGACCGACAUUGGCAAACAAUUUGGGAAACAUCGGCAGGUUAUUCUGAUGGAGGCAGGAUUAGCUAGGAAAGCAACUCGCAAGGAGUCCAUUUGGAAUCAGCAUCAGGCCUGGUUCAAAACUGUGCUGCACCCAUCCAAAGCAGCGAGCUUGCAGGCAUGGAAAGCCAAGCAGGCUGAGCAUUAUCAUGCCCAUUCACACAAGGACCCUAAGAACGCAGCUCUAUGGAAACAAAUCCGAGAGCAUUUUGAUCAUGUGAUUGCCACUCCUGACGAUCUAUCCUCUCGAGAGUCAUGCAGUCUUAUGAUGGCAGUCCGUGAAAUGUUUGCAAAAUCGGCUUUGUACUGGCACCGCACAUACGGAAUUCAUGUCGCUGGUAUUGUGAUUUACCCAGGAGAUGAGGAGUCUGGCCGCCAGGCCUCCAGCUUUUUUGCGGGGUCAGAUAUUGUAAAGGCCCUCAUUGACGCUCAACGAGUCGAUGCCAAGCAUAUGAUAGAUGAGAUCACAACAAUUCUUAAAUGGGACUUAGAGGCUGCGCAAGCAGGAGGCAAGAAUAUUAAUUCUCUUCCGCUGGCUGCCCCGGUCGCCAAUGCUUCGCUUCUACGCAACGGUAAAUCUGACAGGGAUAGAAAUCACAUGGUUGCACCUGUGGUCAUCAGCGAAGCAUUCGCUGAAGCCGGUCAUGCACUAAAGACUUCCAAUAGUAGAUGGAUGACAAUGCUUGAUGUCCUGUACUCGACAAGGUUGUGCAUCCAUGACUGGCCCGCUGGAGUUCCACCCCCUGGCACUGAUUUUGACCUCAAAGUGCUAUCCGCAAGUCAGUUAUGCGCCCUGGUGGGUCCAUAUUUGAGGAUUCAUCUUGGUGAGAUGUAUGAGGCUGAGUUGGGCCAAGAUGAGGAUGAGGAUGAUAGCGAUGCAGAGAAAGGCAAGAUGGCUAAGCGGAAAGGCAAGUCCAAGAAGUCUAAUGAGCAUCGACGAACAAAGGGUGUGGUUGUGGAGGUGCCGGAUGUUCUCUUAUCUAUCCAGGUUCAGUUGCAAGACCUCACCUCAUACACUGGUGACGUGUUCGAAAUCCCUCUUGUCAUCAAUACAGAUGGUGUCAUCUUACGUCGUCUCAAAGAUUCAGAGAAAUUCAUUAAGGACCUCCCUCCCCAUGUUACUCACAAGCAAAUAGGCAAGAUGAUUCGUGCAGAAACUCCGACCUCAGAUGCAAGUGCAGAGCAUUCGGGCUCUGAGGCUUUGCGUCCUAACUUGGUUUUUUGUACACGUGGUAUGGUUCCACGCGCCAACUCAGGGGCUCCGUGCUCUCACCUUGGGGCUCCGCGCUCAAACCAAGGGGCUAUGCGCUCAAACCAAGAGGCUUUGCGCUCUGCCGCUGGGGCUUUGCGCUCCACUUCUGGGGCUCCGCGCUCCAACCAAUUUGUCCCUAGGCACACGGACUAUGAUGAUUUCGCUGACAACAGUGACCUCCCAGGCGACUAUGACGAUCUCCCACCAUCUUCUCCUUUUUCGCCUGCUACGCCUCGAGGUUCAAAUGCAGCCCAUGGUCGAUCCCAGUACACCCGUCUGCGUGAAGACAUCCGCCAUUCUAUUGCCUCUACUGAGGCCGACGACAUCGAGACUGCCAUGGUGGAUGAUAGGCAAUGGGCCAGGAUGUGUGACAGGACAAGCAUGGAUCAAAGGUCUACUCUUGGUCAUCACCAUCCUAAGCCACAUGUUCGCGCUACAUCAAAGGCACGCAUGGGACCUCCGAACCAAAACACUACGCACUUGCCAUCUCGUUCGGCAGUUGUGCCCUACUCUGAGGGCUCUCCGUCUUCGCGCCAAUAUGCCUCACGUGUUCGGCCUGCUCAUGUCUUGGAUCGCCGUUUACUUGCUCCUGUAGAUGAGCAUGAAUUUGAGUAUAACUGA